ACUGAACGAUCACGUGCAUCAUCAACACCGGCUAUUGCUCGUCCACCGUUACCACCCCGUGGCUUUUCUACAACCAGUUCACAGGAGCCGUUGCAAUCAGGAAUCCCUCAAUCACCACCUUUGCCACCACUAUCAGCUUUAGUGCAAGGUCCUCCGAAGUUUCCUCCCCCAGUACCUCCGAGGCCUCCUCCGGUACCUCCAAGGCCAAGCGUGCCAUCUCGCACGCACCCCAAAGAAGAGCCUGCACAACAGGAGAAUGUUGAAUCCCAAGGGAAUCCUCUCUGGCAAAAAGUGAUGUUCUGGGAAAAUGCCUUUGUAGACGUCGUAGCUCAAGAACGAGAUAUCGUGGGAAUGGAUCAGGAGCCAUCUGAGAUGAUUGAGAGAUAUGCUGCGCUAAGCGACUCUGAAAAGAAAAGGCUGGAACUAGAAGAAGAUCGACUGCUAUCCACGUUACUGCACAACAUGACUGCGUAUAUGAUCAUGUGUGGAACAGGUCAAAAGGCAAUACAACAGAAAAUCCGUCGUUUGCUGGGAAAAGCGCACAUUGGGUUGGUAUGCUCUAAGGAAAUCAACAAACUUCUGGACAAGCUGCCUCAAACGCAAGGGAAUUCUAUUCCACUGAAGCCACUUGGAAGUCGCCUAGUGCAGAAACACUCAUUUGCGGUUCAUGGAGGGUCAAGUUCACAGGAUGAUAUAAUGUUCAUGGAAGUGCUUUGCUUAUGGCGGAGACAUGAAGACAAAGUCUACAUGCAUAAGUUCUACACAAAGAAGUGCCGCGAGCUAUACCAAUGCAUGAAGAAAGCUAUGGAACGUGCGGCCGCGCGCGGGCGGGUCUCAAUCGAAAGUCGUGCUCUUGGAGGCGAGUUUCCUGUUCAUGACACGGAAACGAAUCAAGGAGGACUUUUACAAGUUCGGUGUGACGGGGUUUCUCUAAUCUUCGCAAAUAGUCAGCAUUUCAUUGAUCUCGCAAAUAUCAAAAAAUGCAAUACAUUCGGUGGCAAUGUCUUUCUUCUGGAAGAAUUUGAUCGGAAGAAAAAUGAGCUCGUGCAGCGGCGGUACUACUCUCAAAUGGUAUAUUUGUUAUUUCAUGCAUUUUGUGGCAAAGUGAUGUGGUCUGUAUGCAUGCUGAUGUAA
Ostertagia ostertagi is the source of this 1134-nucleotide messenger RNA. NCBI's taxonomy places the organism in Eukaryota, Metazoa, Nematoda, Chromadorea, Rhabditida, Trichostrongylidae. The record is from the annotation of a GenBank genome assembly.